Molecule: messenger RNA, 1878 nt
Organism: Aspergillus glaucus CBS 516.65
Lineage: Eukaryota; Fungi; Ascomycota; Eurotiomycetes; Eurotiales; Aspergillaceae
Exons: 2
Coding region: 1-1878 (625 amino acids)
Biological process (GO): positive regulation of transcription from RNA polymerase II promoter by galactose; DNA-templated transcription
Cellular component (GO): nucleus
Molecular function (GO): DNA-binding transcription factor activity, RNA polymerase II-specific; RNA polymerase II cis-regulatory region sequence-specific DNA binding; zinc ion binding
Source: RefSeq, a predicted model, not a curated record
AUGCCUACAAAGAGGUCCCAUAAGACCGUCCGGAGACGUUGCAUCCGAGCCUGCACGACUUGCAAGAGGCGCAAGGAACGGUGCGAUGGUCGCCAACCGUGCCGACGUUGUGUGGAACGAGGCGUCGAUUUCGACUGUAGAGUCUCCCAUCCUCCUUUAAGAGAAACAUUAUCUCCGACCCCGGAGCCCGACAUCCGUGCGUAUCCCCAUGGAGCAGAGGGAAAUCAGUGUGUGCCGCAGGAGCGGAAUGGACCGCGACAUCUUCGCACCACAUCAGCCCAUAUCUUCCCCCAAUCGUCAAGGUUGGCAAAGGACGAACGCGGGAAAUACAUGUUUAUUGGGGAUGCAGCGAAUCUGACUUUCCUUCAAAAUGUCCGUCGUAUAGCCCAUGUCGCCCUAGGGCGUUGUGCUUUCGUUGACGAUCCACUGCGUCACCACAUACUGGAAACCUAUGACGAUGGACACGAGCGACUGAUUGUCGAAAGUGCCAUAAAUCCGCCAUCAAAACCAACUUCGGAGGAUGCCAACUAUCUCAUCCAUUGGUACAUCCUUGCGACAAACUGUGUGCUGGACGCCGUCGACCAACACGAGCUAUUUCAAGGCAUGUCAAAAUGGCUUCUCUGCUCCCACGAGGAACCUUGUGAGACAAGUGCGAUAUAUUAUCUUGUCUUGGCCCUCGGGGCUCAAUCAUGCCCGGAAAGUAGAGACUCCGAUGCCGAGAAGUAUUUCAACUUUGGUCGAUAUAUCACUUUGAUGACGCUUAUGGAAGAUCCCAGCCUAGUCAUGAUCCAAUCUCACGUGCAUGUCGCAAUGUACCUAUUAGCAGGAUCGCGUAGAAAUUCGGCCUUUAUGUAUCUCGGGACUGCUGUCAGGGCUGCUUACGCCCUGGGCCUCCACAGACUAGAUAUUUCAGCACUCUAUCCCACAUCCGAGUGUUUGAUACGUGAACGGCUCUGGAAAGCUAUUCGGAUUCUGGAUCUGUUUAUGAGUGCCUCCCUUGGCCGACCACCUUCCACUACGGAAACCCGUGACACAACGGUGAAGGAGAACUACUCGGCAUCAAACGAUCUCUGCCUUAUCUUUGAAAACAUCCUGGCAGAAAUAUAUGCAAAGCGCAUGGUCUCUUCAGAGACCUUGGAGUGGAUAAGCGGACUACAUCGUGGAUGGACUUCACGGUUCAUGGAAUGUCCCAGAGAGGUCGGCACGCAAUGUGCCGAACGGAUAGUGACCGAAAGGGGAGAAGCCCCAAAUAUCGGGCUCAUCCACUUAAAGGAGGCAUACUACUGGACCAUUAUGCUGCUCUCGCGGCCCACCUUGGUCGAGAAGGUGUCUUUGUACGCGUCGGCGGCGGCCGAGUCGGAUUGCUCAGGCAUGGAACAGCUGACAUCGUCGGCAUCAAACGACAUCCUCGCGUCCGCAUGCGUCGAUUCCGCGGCCCGCACCAUUGAACUUCUCGCGGCCUUUAUCAUGAGCACGCACGUCCCAAAAAGGCUCCCGUUCGUUGUCAAUUCGGCGUUUAUGUCAGCUCUGGUGUUGGGACUUGCCAUCUUUGGCGACAUGGAUCGUGUCCUCCCGCUACGCUGCAGCCUCAGCAAUGCACGAGUAAUACUUGCGAAGUUCUCCCCUCAUGACUCCGUGGCAAGGAGAUACCUCACUAUCGUGGACAACUUUCAAAAUGCCUGUGACAAGUACGUGGAAGUCCGGACACGUCGCGAUAUGGAUUACCAAAGCCGCUUGAUUGGGGGGCUUUUCGGGAGCAUACAUAUCGAGGCGCCUGACGCUGGAGAUUUUAUGAAUCACCUUGAUCUGAAUAACACGAAUAGACAUGGUUCGAUGGAUAACAUCCUUUUACCUUUUGAUUCUUAUGAUGUGAUUUAG